Penicillium griseofulvum is the source of this 852-nucleotide messenger RNA. RefSeq names its product Major intrinsic protein. Lineage: Eukaryota; Fungi; Ascomycota; Eurotiomycetes; Eurotiales; Aspergillaceae. Gene Ontology annotation, biological process: water transport; glycerol transmembrane transport. Bases 1 to 852 code for a protein of 283 amino acids. The transcript has 2 exons. Gene Ontology annotation, cellular component: plasma membrane. The record is from RefSeq and is a predicted model, not a curated record. Gene Ontology annotation, molecular function: glycerol channel activity; water channel activity.
AUGAUCGAAAUGAUUCCUCGUCGGACAGCAUUGAAGCCAUAUGCGGCGGAAUUUCUCGGGACCGCCCUCCUAAUUGUCAUCGGGGACGGAGUUGUCGCCCAAUGUCUGCUGUCCGAGUACCAAUACGGCACCUGGCUAUCCAUCAACCUCGCGUGGGCCUCUGCCGUCUCUCUCUCUGGCUAUUUGGCUGAUCCCAGCCCGACGAUCAAUCCGGCGGUAACUCUGUGCCUUGCACUAGUGCGUCCAUCCGAAGGACAGUGGAAACAAAUCCCAGGCAAGCUAGUCGCGCAGUUCCUGGGCGGGUUUGUCGGCGCUGCCAUCGUGUAUAUCAACUACCGUUCGGCGAUCAAAGCAUGGGAUCCUGAAUACACUAUUCCGGGAGGUUCAAUCCUGAGCCCGGUGGGCCAUCAUUCAGCGGGCAUCUUUUCGACUUACCCAGGCUCCUACUUCGAGUCGAACUGGGAGGCUGUAUUUUCCGAGGUGCUGGGCUCAGCUGUGCUGAUGUUCGGCUGUCUCAGCAUCUCUGAUCCGGCAAAUGCUCGUCGAUUCCCUGCCCCACAGUUCGCUAUGUUUAUGCUGCUGCUUAUGAUUGGAGCCGCAUUAGGCUGGCAGACUGGCUAUGCCCUUAACCCAGCUAGAGACUUCGGCCCCAGAUUGUUCUCUGCUAUCAUCUAUGGCCGAGAGGUGUUUACCGCGGCUAACUGGUACUUUGUUGUUCCCCUGUUCGCCCCUAUUAUUGGUUGUGUUAUAGGCGCAGCAACUUACGAUGGGAUGCUGUUCGAAGGAGAGGGAUCGCGUAUUGCCGAUGCGGUGGACAAAGUCGAUGGUUACGAGUAUCAUCUACUAGAGUGA